AUGAUGGCGACAAACGGCAAAGAAGCUUGUGGAGUCCCGGAUGAGGCGUCCGCGUCCGUAAACGGCGGCGCGAAGGAUUUAGCCAAGUCCCAGAACGGAGCAGCUACGCGUAACGGAGAAGCGGUCCGGCCGGAGAGGUUCGCCUUCAGUACAGAGCCCACCAUGGAGGACAUUCGGCGGAUGCAGGCAGAGUUUACGGACGAGCGGGACUGGAACAAGUUCCACCAGCCCCGCAAUCUGCUUCUGGCCAUGGUCGGGGAGGUCGGCGAGGUGGCGGAGCUCUUCCAGUGGCGAGGGGAGGUGGCCGAGGGUCUCCCGGAUUGGACCGAGUCGGAGCGCGAGCAGCUGGCGCACGAGCUGAGCGACGUGCUGAUCUACCUCGUGGAGCUGGCCGAGAAGUGUCGCGUGGACCUGCCGCGAGCGGUGAUCCGCAAAAUGGCACUGAACCGACUGAAGUACCCCGCCAGCAAGGUGCACGGCUCGGCCAAGAAGUACACGGAGUACGAGGACUGAGUCUGGGUCCGGGUUCGAGGAGACCGUCUGGGUUUGCGCUACUACCCGCUGCUGUUGCAGGUGACCGUGGCCUAGUGCCGAACACGGGCUCUGAUCCCGCGUUGACUUGUUGCAUAUGGACGUGGACGAGCGCUUCUCCUCGUCUCGUCUCGUCGUCUUUGUCGCCCGGCACGUGCACCGGUACCUCCAGGAGACAACACUGCUGAAAACGUCGUUUUUACUAUGCUUUUAUUCUGAAAUCCCGUUUUACUAUGAGAAGUCAUGUCUGAGGCAGUUUUUGGACAUUACGCACAUUUGAGCUGUAAGAGAGGUUGUGCACCAUCUUUAUAAGUUCUUGAACAGUUUUCUCAUUGUCUUUUAAAUGUUUUAUAUUUGUUCAUUUUUGAAGAUGUGUAAAAGAGGACUAGAGGUGCAUAAUGUGGACUGACAGAAGAAAAAUUGGACUGAUUUUUUUUUCCACCAAAUCUUGAUCACGUCUCCCUGUUUGGUUAAAGAAUCUUUCAUUUUCGUGAAGUAAAAGUGGCCUUAAUUCUUCA
Messenger RNA from Betta splendens (Siamese fighting fish), 1049 nucleotides. It is a transcript of the gene dctpp1, whose product is annotated as dCTP pyrophosphatase 1. Lineage: Eukaryota; Metazoa; Chordata; Actinopteri; Anabantiformes; Osphronemidae. Gene Ontology annotation, biological process: nucleoside triphosphate catabolic process. The transcript has a single exon. Gene Ontology annotation, molecular function: nucleoside triphosphate diphosphatase activity. The record is from RefSeq and is a predicted model, not a curated record. Bases 1 to 513 code for a protein of 170 amino acids.